CUGCUGGCUUUUUUUUUUCUUUCUCUUUCUCGCGCUGUAGUAGAGUGAGCACACGUGAGUUUCAUGAGGGUUCUGCCGUGUCCAUCUGAAAGUGGUACUGUACCUGUCCAAUACAGGUGAUGAAAGUGUAUUCCCAGGAUAUACUAAACAUGUAUUUAUGGCGAGAGCGUCUGGAGUGAAAUGAGCUCCAUUAUAUAAAAGAAUAGCACCUGGGAAACAAAAGUGUCGAUCAAGAAGAGUCUACAUCUACUUAAGUUCAAAGGUCUUUUUUUUUAUAAAAACAAGCUUCGUUUUUCUCAGCUCAAGUCAGUGCUGCAUUUUCAAAUUAAUAAAACAUUAGUCAACCUAUUCAAAAUCAUAUAUGUGAUAAUUAUAUGUUUGAGUUUACUGGAGUAUUGAUUUGGAACAGGCCAUAUAAAGUUCUUUUUCACAUUAUCGUCAUGGAACAAUUAACAGUCUUGGCUCUUGUUUUGUGUUCUCUAUACUGUAUCAAAUAUACAAACUGCCAACUUACAGAUUCAAACUUUGAAAAAGACAAGUUCAAAGAAGAAGCUUCUCAAACUUUCAACCUGGUCCUGCACAAAUACAAUCCAAGGAUACGACCUCCUAGAGCGUAUAUUGAUAUCCUGAUGCAGAUCACUUUGAGCCAUAUCCGUCACUUUGAUAUACACAAACAGGAACUGCAGACAGUUCUAGAUAUAAACAUAUUUUGGAAAGACGGACGUCUUGAGUGGUCAGCCGCUAAAGUUCAACAAAUUAUUGUCAACGAAAGCAUCAUUUGGACACCAGAUAUCGUCAUUACCAACGCAGUGGCACCUUCAAGGUCUCUGUUUCCAAGUGCCUUAAAGAUCAACAGUUCUGGCAAUGUCCAGUGGACUCGCAAAGAGGAAGUGACAACUUUCUGUAAAACCUAUCCAGAGGAGACUUCCCAAAACUGUACAAUCUCUUUCGGUUUCUUAAGUAACAGCAGACAUGACCAGAGUGAUCGCUUUUUCAAUGAAUCAAGUUCUUUUACUGUACCUGAUUACUUUAGCAACCACCAGUGGGACAUUGACAACCACACACUGGCCAAGCUAGACAGAGAAGACACCAAAGGAUAUUACUCAAUUGUGGAUAUUAAGCUCUUGCUUACCAGAAUAGAAUCAGAGUUUGAUACUACGCUAGACUCAACAUCAGUUUCCACCCAAACCACAACAUGUAACUCUAGUACUGGGAGGAUCUCUCCUAUCUCAAAUGUCUUGCUGCUCUUGUUUUUAUGCUCUAUAAAUAACCAUUUAGGCUUGGUCAUUAGUAGAUGACCAUCUAUAAAUAGCUAGUCUAGUUUAACUCUGACAGACUGUCAUUCGGUUCAUAUUUUGAUUUCAUAACUUUUUAAUUUUCAGUCUUAGUUUUUUUUUCAACACCAAUUGUAAGUAACGGCACAAAAACAAAUUGUGAAUAGAUUUUAGCACUAUUAAAACUUAAGGUAUUGUGUUCAUUUAGUUUGCCUCUAGCUUAUGUAUCUAAUUAUAUUAUUGUAUUGAUUAUCUAAUAUAUUUCCAUAUUAUCAUUUUUAUUUUGCCAUUUGUUGCUGAAACAAGUUUAGGUCACAAUUAGUACAUGCUUUUCAUUUCAUUACUAUCGCUUUUAAACCAAAUGAAAGGGAGACUCUCAACAUGUAGACUCUCAACAUGUUAACUAUUGUAGCCUCUCAACAUGUAGAUUAUUGUAGACUCUCAACAUGUAGACUAUUGUAGACUCUCAACAUGUAGACUCUCAUGUAGACUAUUGUAGACUCUCAACCUGUAGACUAUUGUAGACUCUCAUGUAGACUAUUGUAGACUCUCAACAUGUAGACUAUUGUAGACUCUCAACAUGUAGACUAUUGUAGACUCUCAACAUGUAGACUAUUGUAGACUCACAACAUGUUAACUAUUGUAGACUCUCAUGUAGACUAUUGUAGAAUCUCAUGUAGACUAUUGUAGACUCUCAAUAUGUAGACUAUUGUAGACUCUCAACAUGUAGACUAUUGUAGACUCGCAUGUAGACUAUUGUAGACUCUCAACAUGUAGACUAUUGUAGACUCUCAACAUGUAGACUAUUGUAGACUCGUAUGUAGACUAUUGUAGACUCUCAACAUGUAGACUAUUGUAGACUCUCAACAUGUAGACUAUUGUAGACUCUCAUGUAGACUAGACUCUCAACAUGUAGACUAUUGUAGACUCUUUCCUUUACACAUGCGCCAUUUCACUUGGAAGGUAACCUAAAUGUAUAAAGUACAGAGAGCACCAUGACCUACAAAAACCUCCUCUUUGAUCGUUUCUCGUGUACCUCUAACAUUUGUACAUUGCGUGUCAUCUAUGUGAAGAGUGGGAUCGAAUCAAUAGAUCUUUAACCUUAGUUCAUUUAUAUAUAUAAGAAUAUUCGGUAUUUCAUCUAUUCUACUUAUAUCAGGAAAUUAUAAUAUCGUAUUGUGUUUAAUAAAAUUGUAAAUUGAAAAAAUACAUUAGGAAUUAAAGAAAAAACUACUUUUUUAAUUAUUUACAACUUUAAAUGUAAACAAAGUAUAUAUAUAUAUAUAUAUAUAUAUAUAUAUAUAUAUAUAUAUAUAUAUAUAUAUACCGGUACACACACAGAGGAAGCCUUCUCUUUUUCUUGCAUACUUGUUCCUUGAUACAAUCGUCUUCCUUGGAGUUUUAAAUCAACCAUUCUAGCAUUGUUCCAGUGUCUAGUAUGAAACUAGUCAUUCUCUGAAGAUUCCGUUUUAGGCUCAAACGCUUCAACGUAAUAUAUUAUAAACUACUUCCGAAAACUCUUUGACUGCUCUGCGUUCUGAAAUACAACCCAGUCUUGGCACUGUUGUGGGGUUUCAUGUGUGACACCAGUUCAAUGAUCACGUUUAGUUAAUUUGUUUUCUUUUUAACAACUAAGACCGAACUUCUAACAAAAUCCUCACAAAAAUAAAAAUAGAUAAUAGAAAGAAAUGUUACUGCUUCUACUAAUGUGCAUUUCUAGUUAAACAUUACUAAAUAAAUGUAUUCUCUAUAAAUGUUUACUAAUCCAUUUCACGUCUUGCAUUAAGUGUGUAAGAACUAAAUUGUGUCGUCAUAGAAUCUUGUGCCUUUGCUCAUUCAAGUUUACACGUAGAGUAAACAAAAACCGUUUCAAUGAACAUUAAAUGAUGCAUAAUACAAAAUGUUCAUUGGAUGACACAUUUCUGUCUGUCUGGGUAGAAAGUCUUUGACACGCUGUUUCUCCUCCCGCUUCUAAUUCUCGGAUCAAAUUGAAAUUUUGCAGUUAUUCAUUGUCGAUAAAAACACAUGAAUCAAUCUUAAAAUGAACUAAUUAAUGAAUUAAUUAGUUUAAUCAAUUAUGUUUUAUAUAGAAAAAGGACUAAGCUAAGGAUAUAUCAAUCUUGCUAUAUUGAGAGAUAUGACAGUGAUUGACGGUGCUCUCCCUUCACUGAAGAUUAGCUUUGUUUUUAAAAAGUAUUUUUUAUAUUUUAAUAAUUCUUUUUACUGGUCAAUUUAAAUCGAUUUAAAUAACACUGGCAUCGUCUGUAUCAGAUGUAACAAAAUCACAGCUGAAUCGUUCAAGUCGAACACAUGUCCUAAUCUAUAGGUCUGAAAACGAAUAUAGAUUGAUAAUUAUUGAAUCAAAAUAUCAAGAAAAUAGUUUCUUUCUAAAUUCUCUAAUAGAAAUACAAGUAUUGCUAAUUUGACGCUUACUGUUUUUGAUUGUACUAGCAGGAGUACUCGGCGCUGCCUGUGUUCAUUCUAAAUGCUAAAAACAAAGUAAAUACUGCUGAUGUAAAACCUCUUAUGAAAAGGGUUGUAAUAUAUCCUGUUUUUUUUUUUUUGGUAAUGUUGGAUCAGAGGCGUAGUGAGGGGGCAAGGGGGACACAAUGCCCCUGGAGCCAUCCUCAGGGGAGCACCACACGCAGCCUUAUUCUAUGUGAUGUUCAUUUAAAUUGGGGAGGGGGGUGCCAAUAAUGCCCUGGCGCAUGUUUGGCUCACUACGCCAAUAUGUUGGAUACUGAUCUAAAUUUUAAAAUUUAAUUUUUUAUUCGAACUUUUAAUUAAUUUUUUUUUUUUGCGUUUUAGAUUAUUAUUGUAAUAAGUUCAGAUAAGGGUAAAAAACAACAACAAACAACAAAAAACAUGGAGUUAAAAUAAAAAAAAAAAGAAGUAUGUUACUUUCUACAUUGUUUUGCGUAUAUUAUGAUAUGUUGUACAUACGACAGGAGUGACAAAUUUCGUAUGAUUUUUACGUAUUAGAAAUGAAAGUUUAAAAUACUUUAAAGUCAGUUUUUUGUUUCUGCCUCUGUAUAUUUAGACUUGUAAGUUAUAACCAUAGACUAUAUAUAUACAGGACUGCCAACUGUGCGCACCACGCCUAUAUUAUUCAAUUAAAUAAGUCCCGUACACCGAGGCGUCCUUGGUUGCAGUGUAGUGUUAGAAGAAUGACUUCCGGUGAAUUAGUUUACUAUAUAAAGAAACCAUCACUAAAGAUAAACACUACGUUCAAAAUAUUUCUUAGUUAUAAUUUUGGUAACAGUGCGAUAGACAUAGCCAGAUUUUUAUAACAACAAAAUCUGAUUUACCAACUUAAAAAAAGAGCAUUUGCAUAGAUAAUGUUCUAACUAGUUUUUAUAUAUAAUUAAAAACUUUUGUUCAAAAACAAAUUAUAGUAGUGUGUAUGGUCGUAUAUGUAGAUAUAGUUUAUAGCCGUAGGUCACUAGGUCUGGGUCAAUGUUUACAUGUUUACUACGUGUACUAUUAAUUUUUAUUGAAGUAGGAACAAUGAUUCUAGAAUUCUAUUAGGUGAAGAAAAAUUUGGAACAAUCAAUUAUUAUUUUUUUUGGGGGGGGGGGGGGUUUAGAAUAAUUGGAUGUUAUUUAGGAUUUAAUUAGUUUAAAAAAUUAAAAAAUUAAUAACUUGCAGAGCUGAAAGUUUUAUUCAUAUUUUUCAAUUAGUCAUAAAUACACGAUUGCUUGUAAUUUUUAAUGGCUUCAUUCUCCAUUAAUAUGUAUAUAUAAUGCACACUGCAUGCUAUCUUUAAAAAAAAAAACUACAAAUAAAUUUAAAAAAUAGGUAUAGAAUCUAGAUGUAAAUACAAGUUGGUAAAGAUGUCAGUGUGUAGGCGCAGGGACUCACUAUUGUUUUUUUUUUAGAUUGACUCACUCACAGACUUAACUUCUAUCACCCAUUAUAGGCCUAUAGGCUACCUAAGUAAUAAAUGACACUCUCAAAACUCUAUUGACUCUUUCAUUAAUCGAUUAUUUAACUCAUAUUAAUAGUAUACAAUGUAAAAAGAAAUUGUCCAAUGUGAUGAAAAGAGAAAAAAUAUAUAUUAUCCAAGCUGGCAUUAUCAUUCAAACAUCGUGAUGUCAUAAAAUAAGUUUAUACCGGAAGUACCUCAAUUCACAUUUUGGAGUUGAACGAAACUUAUGCUUAGUUACCCUUAGUGUUGGCAGUCCUGUAUAUAUAUAGUCUAUGGUUAUAACAUAUCAACACACACACGUAUUUGUGUUAUACAUUUUUUUUUCUUUUUAUUAAUGUUGGAUACAAAUAAUCCAUUAUUUUUUUUUCUCUUUUCAAGCAUACAAUGUAUUUCUAAAAAAUUAAUGUAAUAGUCAAGGUUUAAGUGUUCGUAAUAUUUGUGUUGACCUGUGUACUGUGUAACUAUAAAACGUGAAAGUUUAAUAUCUUCUUACGAUCUA
Messenger RNA from Biomphalaria glabrata, 5701 nucleotides. Its product is annotated as 5-hydroxytryptamine receptor 3B-like. The transcript is spliced from 7 exons. NCBI's taxonomy places the organism in Eukaryota, Metazoa, Mollusca, Gastropoda, Planorbidae. Gene Ontology annotation, cellular component: membrane. The record is from RefSeq and is a predicted model, not a curated record. Gene Ontology annotation, biological process: monoatomic ion transport. Gene Ontology annotation, molecular function: extracellular ligand-gated monoatomic ion channel activity. The coding region runs from base 375 to 1298 and encodes 307 amino acids.